UCCAUUUUCUUUCGAUUCUGGAGGCUACAAAUCACGAAAUCAGGCCGAGGCUAUUCUCCACAGAUAAUGAAGUCUAUGGAUCCUAUUCUCCACGGAUGAUAAGCCCGUUAAGCAUCAAUUUGGUCCAAUUUAUUUUCGGAUGACAUUUUAGUAAUUUCUUGGGCGACAAAAGGCCAUUUUCUUUGGAUAUUGAAGGCUACAAAUCAAGGAUUCCGCCUAAGGCUAUUCUCCAACGAUGAUUGAGUCCAUUAAGCACCGAUUUGGGCGGAUUUAUUCAGGGUCAAUUUUUGGCAGAUUCCAAAGGGGUACCAUCACAGAUUUCGGGUGAUUUAUAGGAAAUGCCAUUUUCUUUCGAUUCUGGAGGCUACAGAUCACGGAAUCUGGCCGAGACUAUUCUCCACCGAUAAUGAAGUCUAUUGAUCCUAUUCUCCACGGAUGAUAAUGCCGUUAAGCAUCGAUUUUGGCCAAUUUAUUUUCGGAUGGCAUUUUCGUAAUUUCUUGGGCGACGAAAGGCCAUUUUCUUUGGAUAUUGAAGGCUACAUAUCACGGAUUCGGCCUGAGGCUAUUACCCAACGAUGAUUGAGUCCAUUAAGCACAGAUUUGGGCGGAUUUAUUCCGGGUCAAUUUUUGACAGAUUCCAAAGGGGUACCAUCACAGAUUUCAGCGAUUUAUCUGAAAUGUCAUUUUCUUUCGAUUCUGGAGGUUACAGAUCACGGAAUCAGGCCGAGGCUAUUCUCCACCGGUAAUGAAGUCUAUUGAUCCUUUUCUCCAUGGAUGAUAAGCCCGUUAAGCAUCGAUUUGGGCCAAUUUAUUUUCGGAUGGCAUUUUCGUAAUUUCUUGGGCGACGAAAGGCCAUUUUCUUUGGAUAUUGAAGGCUACAAAUCACGGAUUCCGCCUGAGGCUAUUCUCCAACGAUGAUUGAGUCCAUUAAGCACAGAUUUGGGCGGAUUUAUUCCGGGUCAAUUUUUGGCAGAUUCCAAAGGGGUACCAUCACAGAUUUCGGGCGAUUUAUCUGAAAUGCCAUUUUCUUUCGAUUCUGGAGGGUACAGAUCACGGAAUCAUGCCGAGGCUAUUCUCCACCGAUAAUGAAGUCUAUUGAUCCUUUUCUCCACGGAUGAUAAGCCCGUUAAGCAUCGAUUUGGGCCAAUUUAUUUUCGGAUGACAUUUUCGUAAUUUCUUGUGCGACGAAAGGCCCUUUGGAUAUUGAAGUCUACAGAUCACGGAUUCGGCCUGAGGCUAUUCUCCAACGAUGAUUGUGUCCAUUCAGCACCGAUUUGGGCGGAUUUAUUCCGGGUCAAUUUUUGGCAGAUUCCAAAUGGGUACCAUCACAGAUUUCGGGCAAUUUAUCUGAAAUGCCAUUUUCUUUCGAUUCUGGAGGCUACAGAUCACAAAAUCAGGCCGAGGCUAUUCUCCACUGAUAAUGAAGUCUAUUGAUCCUUUUCUCCACGGAUGAUAAGCCCGUUAAGCAUCGAUUUGGGCCAAUUUAUUUUCGGAUGAAAUUUUCGUAAUUUCUUGUGUGACGAAAGGCCAUUUUCUUUGGAUAUUCAAGGCCACAGAUCACGGAUUCGCCCUGAGGCUAUUCUCCAACGAUGAUUGAGUCCAUUAAGCACAGAUUUGGGCGGAUUUAUUCCGGGUCAAUUUUUGACAGAUUCCAAAGGGGUACCAUCACAGAUUUCAGGCGAUUUAUCUGAAAUGUCAUUUUCUUUUGAUUCUGGAGGUUACAGAUCACGGAAUCAGGCCGAGGCUAUUCUCCACCGAUAAUGAAGUCUAUUGAUCCUUUUCUCCAUGGAUGAUAAGCCCGUUAAGCAUCGAUUUGGGCCAAUUUAUUUUCGGAUGGCAUUUUCGUAAUUUCUUGGGCGACGAAAGGCCAUUUUCUUUGGAUAUUGAAGGCCACAGAUCACGGAUUCUGCCUGAGGCUAUUCUCCAACGAUGAUUGAGUCCAUUAAGCACAGAUUUGGGCGGAUUUAUUCCGGGUCAAUUUUUGGCAGAUUCCAAAGGGGUACCAUCACAGAUUUCGGGUGAUUUAUAGGAAAUGCCAUUUUCUUUCGAUUCUGGAGGCUACAGAUCACAGAAUCUGGCCGAGACUAUUCUCCACCGAUAAUGAAGUCUAUUGAUCCUAUUCUCCACGGAUGAUAAUGCCGUUAAGCAUCGAUUUUGGCCAAUUUAUUUUCGGAUGGCAUUUUCGUAAUUUCUUGGGCGACGAAAGGCCAUUUUCUUUGGAUAUUGAAGGCUACAUAUCACGGAUUCGGCCUGAGGCUAUUACCCAACGAUGAUUGAGUCCAUUAAGCACAGAUUUGGGCGGAUUUAUUCCGGGUCAAUUUUUGACAGAUUCCAAAGGGGUACCAUCACAGAUUUCAGCGAUUUAUCUGAAAUGUCAUUUUCUUUCGAUUCUGGAGGUUACAGAUCACGGAAUCAGGCCGAGGCUAUUCUCCACCGGUAAUGAAGUCUAUUGAUCCUUUUCUCCAUGGAUGAUAAGCCCGUUAAGCAUCGAUUUGGGCCAAUUUAUUUUCGGAUGGCAUUUUCGUAAUUUCUUGGGCGACGAAAGGCCAUUUUCUUUGGAUAUUGAAGGCUACAAAUCACGGAUUCCGCCUGAGGCUAUUCUCCAACGAUGAUUGAGUCCAUUAAGCACAGAUUUGGGCGGAUUUAUUCCGGGUCAAUUUUUGGCAGAUUCCAAAGGGGUACCAUCACAGAUUUCGGGCGAUUUAUCUGAAAUGCCAUUUUCUUUCGAUUCUGGAGGGUACAGAUCACGGAAUCAUGCCGAGGCUAUUCUCCACCGAUAAUGAAGUCUAUUGAUCCUUUUCUCCACGGAUGAUAAGCCCGUUAAGCAUCGAUUUGGGCCAAUUUAUUUUCGGAUGACAUUUUCGUAAUUUCUUGUGCGACGAAAGGCCCUUUGGAUAUUGAAGGCUACAGAUCACGGAUUCGGCCUGAGGCUAUUCUCCAACGAUGAUUGUGUCCAUUCAGCACCGAUUUGGGCGGAUUUAUUCCGGGUCAAUUUUUGGCAGAUUCCAAAUGGGUACCAUCACAGAUUUCGGGCAAUUUAUCUGAAAUGCCAUUUUCUUUCGAUUCUGGAGGCUACAGAUCACAAAAUCAGGCCGAGGCUAUUCUCCACUGAUAAUGAAGUCUAUUGAUCCUUUUCUCCACGGAUGAUAAGCCCGUUAAGCAUCGAUUUGGGUCAAUUUAUUUUCGGAUGAAAUUUUCGUAAUUUCUUGUGUGACGAAAGGCCAUUUUCUUUGGAUAUUCAAGGCCACAGAUCACGGAUUCGCCCUGAGGCUAUUCUCCAACGAUGAUUGAGUCCAUUAAGCACAGAUUUGGGCGGAUUUAUUCCGGGUCAAUUUUUGACAGAUUCCAAAGGGGUACCAUCACAGAUUUCAGGCGAUUUAUCUGAAAUGUCAUUUUCUUUUGAUUCUGGAGGUUACAGAUCACGGAAUCAGGCCGAGGCUAUUCUCCACCGAUAAUGAAGUCUAUUGAUCCUUUUCUCCAUGGAUGAUAAGCCCGUUAAGCAUCGAUUUGGGCCAAUUUAUUUUCGGAUGGCAUUUUCGUAAUUUCUUGGGCGACGAAAGGCCAUUUUCUUUGGAUAUUGAAGGCUACAGAUCACGGAUUCGACCUGAGGCUAUUCUCCAACGACGAUUGAGUCCAUUAAGCACCGAUUUGGGCAUAUUUAUUCCGGGUCAAAUUUUGGCAGAUUCCAAAGGGGUACCAUCACAGAUUUCGGGCAAUUUAUCCGAAAUGCCAUUUUCUUUCGAUUCUGGAGGCUACAGAUCACGGAAUCAGGCCUGAGGCUAUUCUCCAACGAUGAUUGAGUCCAUUAAGCCCGAUUUGGGCGGAUUUAUUCCGGAUCAAUAUUUGGCAGAUUCCAAAGGGGUACCAUCACAGAUUUCGGGCGAUUCAUCCGAAAUGCCAUUUUCUUUGGAUUCUGGAGGCUACAAAUCACGGAAUCAGGCCGAGGCUAUUCUCCCCCGCUAAUGAAGUCUAUUGAUCAUAAUCUCCACGGAUGAUAAGCCCGUUAAUCAUCGAUUUGGGCCAAUUUAUUUUCAGAUGGCAUUUUCGUAAUUUCAUGUGCGACGAAAGGCCCUUUGGAUAUUGAAGGCUACAAAUCACGGAUUCGGCCUGAGGCUAUUCUCCAACGAUGAUUGAGGCCAUUAAGCACAGAUUUGUGCGGAUUUGUUCCGGGUCAAUUUUUGGCAGAUUCCAAAGGGGUAACAUCAUAGAUUUCGGGCGAUUUAUGCGGAAUGCAAUUUUCUUUCGAUUCUGGAGGUUACAGAUCACGGAAUCAAGCCGAGGCUAUUCUCCACCGAUAAUGAAGUCUAUUGAUCCUAUUCUCCACGGAUGAUAAUCCCGUUAAGCAUCGAUUUGGGGCAAUUUAUUUUCGGAUGGCAUUUUCGUAAUUUCUUGGGCGACGAAAGGCCAUUUUCUUUGGAUAUUGAAGGCUACAGAUCACGGAUUGGCCUGAGGCUAUUCUUUAAUGAUGAUUGAAUCCAUUAAGCACCGAUUUGGGCGUAUUUAUUCCGGGUCAAAUUUUGGCAGAUUCCAAAGGGGUACCAUCACAGAUUUCGGCGAUUUUUCCGAAAUACUAUUUUCUUUCAAUUCUUGAGGCUACAGAUCAAUGAAUCAGGCCGAGGCUAUUCUCCACCGAUAAUGAAGUCUAUUGAUCCUAUUCUCCACGGAUGAUAAGCCCGUUAAGCAUCGAUUUAGGCCAAUUUAUUUUCGGAUGGCAUUUUCGUAAUUUCUUGGGCGACGAAAGGGUAUUUUCUUUUGAUAUUGAAGGCUACAGAUCACAUAUUCGGCCUGAGGCUAUUCUCCAACGAUGAUUGAGUCCAUUAAGCACCGAUUUGGGCGGAUUUAUUCCGGGACAAUUUUUGGCAGAUUCCAAAGGGGUACCAUCACGGAUUUCGGGCGAUUUAUCCGAAAUUAAAUUUUCUUUCGAUUCUGGAGGCUACACAUCACGGAAUCAGGCUGAGGCUAUUCUCCACCUAUAAUUAAGUCUAUUGAUCCUAUUCUCCACGGAUGAUAAGCCCGUUAAGCAUCGAUUUGGGCCAAAAAAAAAUUCGGAUGGCAUUUUCGUAAUUUCUUGGGCGACGAAAGGUCAUUUUCUUUGGAUAUUGAAGGCUACAGAUCACAGAUUCGGCCUGAGGAUAUUCUCCAAUGAUUGAUUCCAUUAAGCACCGAUUUGUGCGUAUUUAUUCCGGGUCAAAUUUUGGCAGAUUCCAAAGGGGUACCAUCACAGAUUUCGGGCGAUUUAUCCGAAAUACCAUUUUCUUUCGAUUCUAGAGGCUAAAGAUCAAUGAAUCAGACCGAGGCUAUUCUCCACCGGUAAUGAAGUCUAUUGAUCCUAUUCUCCACGAAUGAUAAGCCCGUUAAGCAUCGAGUUGGUGCAAUUUAUUUUUGGAUGGCAUUUUCGUAAUUUCUUGGGCGACAAAAUGGUAUUUUCUUUUGAUAUUGAAGGCUACAGAUCACAGAUUCGGCCUGAGGCUAUUCUCCAACGAUGAUUGAGUGCAUUAAACACCGAUUUGGGCGGAUUUAUUCCCAGUCAAUUUUUGGCAGAUUCCAAAGGGGUACUAUCACAGAUUUCGGGCGAUUUAUCCGAAAUGCCAUUUCCUUUCGAUUCUGGAGGCUACACAUAACGGAAUCAGGCUGAGGCUAUUCUCCACCGAUAAUUAAGUCUAUUGAUCCUA
Molecule: messenger RNA, 5672 nt
Organism: Linum trigynum
Lineage: Eukaryota; Viridiplantae; Streptophyta; Magnoliopsida; Malpighiales; Linaceae
Source: the annotation of a GenBank genome assembly